Molecule: messenger RNA, 1124 nt
Organism: Rattus norvegicus (Norway rat)
Lineage: Eukaryota; Metazoa; Chordata; Mammalia; Rodentia; Muridae
Gene: Lcnl
Product: Lipocalin like
Molecular function (GO): small molecule binding
Source: RefSeq, a predicted model, not a curated record
CCUAGGUAGGGCACUUCCCACGCUGGGAAUAUUCUCACUGGACCAGGGUCCUGAGACGUGCCAGAGGCAGUCAUGAGGAAGGCUAAUUCUACAAAUUAGCUCACCUAUUCACAUCGAUCCAAACAAAACUUCAGUCUCCUGGACAGAGGGGUGUGGACAAUGACUUUGGUGUGGAUUGGGGAAGGCAGGAUUCUGCUUCCAGAGCAAUCCUGCAAGUCAAGCAGCAGGAGCAGCAGGAGCAGCAGCAGCUGAGAGGCCAGGAGCACAGAGCUGAGCUGGACCAUGCAGCUGCUGACACUCACUGCAGGGCUGGGGCUGCUCUCCUUGGUCCCUGCCAUGAUGCCUCCUCUGAGUCCUGCCACUACUGAGAAGCUCUUAGGCAAGUGGCACAUAAAGCGCUGGGCAGGAGACAUGCCUAUCCCUGAAUGGAGAUGGAAGGACCCACUGCCUCCCUUCACCUUCGAAAGAAACGGUCUUGACGAGCUGGAGUUCAGGAUGAACCUGACGAAACCCAUCGGCUGUAUUCAGUACAAGCUGCCUCUGUAUGAGGGGGAGGACCCUGGCACAUUCCUCACGUGGUGGAGGCAUGUCAUCUACAUCCACUUCCUGCCCGGGAAGAGCUUCGCCAUUGCCUACUUCAGGGGCAAAAUGAACUAUCAGUACUACCAGAUGAUGAUGCUCAUGGGCCGCACCCUGAAAGCUGACCCAGAUGCUCCGAGGAUCUUCAAGGAGUUUGUGAUGAGUAAAAUGCCCCAAACUGGAAAGAUCAUUAUCCCUCCCCAUGUUGGUAGGAGGGAAUUUCCUCUUUUCCCCCUUUCUCCAUCCUCACCCAGGCCUGUGCUCUGGAUAGUUCUCCUGUCCAAGAGCGACCACAGGAACAGCGUCACACUUUGUAGCUCAUCUACGUUUGCUCUGCCUUUUGUCCCUCUACAGAAGCCUGUGAGUUGGUCCAAGAUUCCUAGUGCACUGAGGGAGUGCUGCAGAGUGCAUGCAGGAAGCAGGAGCUGGGACCCUGGCUGACCUCUGCACCUACAUGCAGAACUCUCAGUGUCCAAGAGCACAGGCCCAACACCUACUCGUCCCCCAUAAGUCUGCAUUCAAUAAAUUUGGUCGAUAUCCCUCAA